Messenger RNA from Ylistrum balloti, 3644 nucleotides. RefSeq names its product protein Fe65 homolog. Gene Ontology annotation, biological process: regulation of DNA-templated transcription. Gene Ontology annotation, molecular function: transcription factor binding; amyloid-beta binding. The transcript is spliced from 17 exons. Lineage: Eukaryota; Metazoa; Mollusca; Bivalvia; Pectinida; Pectinidae. The record is from RefSeq and is a predicted model, not a curated record. Bases 303 to 2480 code for a protein of 725 amino acids. Gene Ontology annotation, cellular component: cytoplasm; nucleus.
GCCUCCAGUUUGUUUACAGUUUUAUAUGGCAAAUUCUGCAAACUUAUUGGACUUAUUUCACAGAAGAUAAGGAAGAUCUGUGAACUAUUGAUUCGUUGAUUAUACUGACCAACAGACGACAUCAGUCACCGCCAGCCAUCUUAGACAGACUUUUGUGUGGAUUAUCUGGGAUUAUAAAUCUUGUUCUGGAGCAGAGUAAGAUGCUUGACUACCUCCAGGACUAAACCCUGACCUUGUGCCACGCCCAUUUACUGCCUGUGCCAAUAAUCGCCCAGAGAGUGACACACCCACCAGUCUUAGCCAUGGCGACGUCUCCCCAGAACAAUUCUGAAAACACCUAUCUCAGUUUUGCCAACCCUAACUACCAAUUUGAAGACCGUAUGAAUUCCAACAUGAAGAAAAAUGGAAGUGACGACAAAGAUUCUAGUAUCUAUGAUGAUGUUGAUGACAUCAGCACAUUGUCCCUACUGGACCAGAAAUCCAACAAAAAUGGAACUACAAAUACCACUAAUAAGAACUAUACCCCAGAAAAGAAACGUCUCAUUUCUGACUCUUCCAGUGAAAAUCUGAGCUCUUCAGAAGGGGAGGAAGAUUUGUCGAGUGAUGAAGACAAUGAAAAUGAGUACAUCACAAUGUAUGAAACUAAAAAGCUGACUGAAGAUUUGAAUCGAGCCAAUGAGAAGGACUCGGCACAGAAGGAGGCAAAUGAUAAAGCGGGAAAGAAGAACCGAGGGUUCCUGGGAUAUUACAGUAUGUUGGAGUCAAAGGCAAGAGAAAAACAAGUCAACAUUCUUAGUCCAGAUACUGAGGAUGAACCAGAGAGUGCCAUGACAACACCAAGUGUGGAGAACCUCCGUAAACUCAAGUUUGAUUUGAACUCUCCAGAUUCCAAUGACAGUGGAAUCCAGUCAGAUGCUCGUUCUGAUGAUGGCUCCCAUCAUCAUGGUUCCAUCAACGACAACAUGUAUGCACUGUCCAACAAGACGUCAUUGUCUUCUAGCUCGUCUAUGUCUGCCAGUACCUCCAGCUCCAUAGAGGAGAAAGAGGACAGCAAGGAAGAUGAGCAGACACCCACAGGGGAAAACGACAAGGAUACAACAGUGCUGCCUGCGGGAUGGGAGAAAUGUGAAGAUGAAGACGGACCAUACUAUUGGCACGUCAAGAGUGGAACCAUCCAGAGGGAGCCACCGUCUCCUGCCCCACCGGAGACCAAACCAACGACCUUGAGAUCGAUAUCUGUCAACAGUGACAGUAGCACGCUGUCGGGGACAAGUACAAGUUCUGUGGUGUCUACACCCUCCAGUAUUAACUCCAACACAGAGGAACACCUCAAGACGUUUGAGGGUCAUGCUCUACAGUAUGCUGCCAAGUCUCUCCAGUCCCUGUCUUCUGGGAAUCUCCAAGUUCAGUCUCCUGAACCACCUGCAGAAAAGCCGAUGCGGUUCGCUGUGCGUUCCCUCGGAUGGGUCCGUAUAGCGGAGGAGGAUUUGACCCCAGAGAGGAGCAGCAGGGCAGUCAACAAGUGCAUUGUGGAUCUGUCACUUGGACGUAACGACAUCAACGAUGUUGUUGGUCGCUGGGGAGAUGGUAAGGAUCUAUACCUGGAUCUGGACCGACACAGCCUCAGACUGGUGGACACCCAGGACUUUUCCACCCUUAACUCACAACCAAUCCAGUCCAUCAGGGUCUGGGGGGUUGGCCGUGAUAAUGGCAGGGACUUUGCUUACGUUGCCCGGGAAAAACAGACGAAGAAACAUAUGUGUCAUGUGUUCCGUUGUGACACACCUGCACGACAAAUCGCCAACUGCCUGCGGGAUAUCUGCAAGAAGAUAAUGAUGGAGCGCCGUCUGCAGGAGAAUGCAGUUGUACAACGCCUCAGUCGUCCUACAGACCUGCCAAACCUUGGCAAAUCUUCAGAGCCAAAUGGGCAGAAACUGUCCUUCCAGUCUCUUUAUAAUAAUGCCUCUUUUCCCACCCCAAUGGAAGAGCCUAAGAAGAUCAUUCGUUGUCAUUAUAUCGGCCUUGAGUGUGUCACUAGACCUACAGGUACAGAGGUGAUCAAUGGGGCUAUUGAUGCAGCUCUCAUGAGAGUUCCACCAGAAAAAUGGCUGUUUGUCAACGUGAACAUUGCUCCCUCUACCAUCACAAUCUCCGAACAUGGGAAACCUGAGAACAAAAUUGAUGAGUGUCGUGUGAGGUAUCUGUCAUUCAUGGGGAUUUCUGUUACCAAUCCAAAAGUGUGUGCAUUCAUCAAUCAUGGUGCCGAGGACCAGUUUUAUGCCCAGGUGUUUCACUGUGAACCAACCGCUGGACCGCUUUGUAAAACUAUAGAGGCAGCCUGUAAGCUGCGGUACCAGAAGUGUUUGGAUGCCCACCCAACAACCCCUACCCCUAAACAACCCACAGGCAAGACAUUCGGUGCUUGCUUCAGACAUAGUGUCCAGAAUAUGAUUGAAACACUCAAGUCACCCACCAAGUAACUACCCCGUAUAUGGACAGCUGCUGGGGGUGUUUUUUCUGCUCUCAACACCUAGCCAAACACUAUCAGCUGCCAUACAGGAGGAUGUAGUGGGCGUACAGCCACAGUCAUUAGGAUAAGGUUCCUGUCAUAUACUGCAUAUGUUUUCUGUGGUCAGGUGACACUCUUUAAGAAGUAGCUGUAGAUUUGUGUGUAGACACUCAUUUUAGGUCAUAGGUCAGGCAUGUCAAUCAAAAUGUCAUUAUUGUACAAUAGACAUUGUGAUUAUUGAAAUUAUUGAACAUUUGAUAAUGCUUUUGAUUUUAAUGUGAUGAUGUAAAUGUUUCAAGCAUUCAAGUGACACUGAUAUAUGAUGUGGAUGUUCAAAGCAUUCACAUGACACUGAUUUAUUAUGUGAAUGGACCAAACUUUGACAUUGGGUUUUGGUUUAUAAUUUUUAAACCACAUGGUUGAUGCAUUAAUAACAUGUACCAUGCCUGGAGUAUUUGAUGUGGAAUCAUUUUGUCUUUUUGUGAUGGCUUUAUUUUGUAGAUUCUUUAUCACCAAGCUGUUUGUUAUAUACCAAUCUUUUAUUAUGAGUGUUAAGAGUGUUACUGAACCAUCUUUUUUCAUUGUAAACUUUUACAUAAUUAUAUAUAUGUAGGAGCUAGAUUGUGUAUCAUUUACUAAACUCAUCAGCUGACAUUACGGCCUGUACACAUUAUGUGUGUUGGUCCUUGACAGUGACAAUAAGUGGUUGUGUGUCACACCUGUCUUUGUGCAAUAAUCAUUCACACUCUCAUUAGAAGCAUUACAUGAUCAACCUUUCCUGUAAAGCCAGUGUCUGCUUGUGUACUGUAGUGUUACACAUCUGUUUGGUGUCAGUUCUAGAGUCUCAGUUUUACUUAUUUGAGAUAAGACAAAGAUUUUUGUACUGUUUACAAAUUACUCUUUAAAAAGAGUAUCAGUUUAAGUUGUAGGAUUGUGAUUAACAUGUGCACAAUGACAUUUCAGUUUUUAUUUCAUUUUAUGCAGAUGAGGUUUUAAAGUUGAUUAUUUAAGCAUCUAAUAACCUUGUAUAUAGAUGUUGUUGUAUGAUCUUGUGUUUUGUUUGAGUUUUUUACUGGAAAGAUCUGCAUUAUUAGAUCUUGUAUGUAUUACUAAGUGAUACCAUAUUAUUUUAUCA